AAGAUAUCCGAAACCGUUUGGUACUCUAUGUUUUUUUUGUAAGAUGCUUUUGGCGCACCGAAGGGGAACCAGCUGGAUGACUGCAGCGUCGGCUCACUCGGGGCUCUGUCUGAAGGCCGCUGCACCAACGCACCGCUCGUUUCGCUGAGCUGGGACCAUUCCGCUCCAAAUCCCAUGGCCAUUUCCGUGCGUGUGGCCGAACCGUCUGAUGCCCCAGCGAUCGACAGGGUCUUGGGUGCUUGUUAUCCGGUGCUCUUCCGUGGGGCCUAUGAUGAGGAAGCCUUGGAGGCGUUCUUGCCGCAUCUCAUCUACUCACAGCCGGAGCUGCUGGAGUCCGGGAAGUUCUUCGUCGCCGAAUCGGACGCGUGCAUCCUCGCGUGUGGUGGCUGGUCGCUGCACCGCCCCGGUUCGCGCGAAGUGAUUGCUGGCUUGGGCCACUUGCGCCAUUUCGCGGUUCAUCCGGACUGUAUCGGGAAAGGCAUUGGAAGAAGCAUUUUCGAAGCAUGUGAAAAACAGAGCAAGGAAUUUGGUGUGGCGGAAUUUGAAUGCUGCUCUUCGCUGGUGGCUGAGGGCUUCUAUGCCAGACUAGGCUUGCAGACAAUUGAGACGAAGGAGGUCACCCUCAGAGAGGGCGCUCCUACUAUCUUAUGUAAAAUCAUGAAGACACGGGAUACUUCACCUUAGCUGGUUGGCCAGAUCCACUUCAGAGCUCAAAACAGAGCUUUUCAGUAUAUUUCAGGAUAGCUAAUGAUCGGUUGUUGGUCGCUGGACUCACUUCUGAUGUGAAGAUUGUCUUUCCUACCUGCUGCAUGUUUUUUGCUGUGCUGUACGACGGCAACAACCACAACCAUCAAGAGGGGGUCAUGAGAAUGACCCCAAACCUUCCACAGCUACAACUUCCAUUGCCAAGUGUUACCCGUCAGUUGGCUUUGAUGGUGUACAGGUGUACAGGUCUGUCCGCGUGGAGGCAAUCACUCAUUGAUGGUGAUGUGACGUUAGCUCAGCGGCUCUAGCAGCCCGGGGAAAACCAG
This is a messenger RNA of Durusdinium trenchii, 1031 nucleotides long. The record is from the annotation of a GenBank genome assembly. Lineage: Eukaryota; Dinophyceae; Suessiales; Symbiodiniaceae.